Messenger RNA from Stegodyphus dumicola, 1269 nucleotides. It is a transcript of the gene MED23, whose product is annotated as mediator complex subunit 23. NCBI's taxonomy places the organism in Eukaryota, Metazoa, Arthropoda, Arachnida, Araneae, Eresidae. The record is from RefSeq and is a predicted model, not a curated record. Gene Ontology annotation, cellular component: mediator complex; transcription regulator complex. Gene Ontology annotation, biological process: positive regulation of gene expression; regulation of transcription by RNA polymerase II.
UAAAUCUGGCAUGUUUGUUUAUCGGGUAAAGUCACUAGAUAAAAAUAUCAAUUAAGAGUUUUUCCACCUUUAUUAUAUUUCUGGGAAAUAAGUGUAACCACGUAUUAGGUAAAGAAACUCAAUUUAAAAAUGGAAACCGUAGUAAUGUCUGCAGAGGGCAAAGUGGAUCGUUUUGUGGAAGAAGUUCUAUUUGAAGGUGAAUUAGCAGUUGCUUUUCAUGGAUUUAUUAUUCAUACGGCUGAAGAUCAAACAAAAAUACAAAAAAGAUAUCAAGAAAGUUUAAAAAAUAUGUUCUCCUCAUUUUCAGAGGAAGAAUUACCUCCUGCCUUAAGUCAUUAUGUUAAAUUAAUCAGCUCAACAAGUAAUCAACAAAAAGCACGUAUAUUAUUUUCUUUACUGGAGUUUGGAGUCACAAAUAAUUUUGUUCCACAAAGGUUAGUCUGUGAAACUUUACUAAAAUGUGAUGCUCUUGUCUACCAUAAUGAAGAUUUUUGGUGCCAGAGUUUUAUGUUGAUUGAUAAAAUCAUUGCUGGAGUUGAUUACAAAGGAGUUAGAGAUCUCUUAAAAACAAUUUUAGACAAAGCUCAUGGAAUUAAGUGUGCUAAUAAUGUUGCUGUAAUGAGUCAGCUGCGUGCAAUUCAGAAAGUUUUAGAAACAAUUUUUGACCGAAACACUUGUUUAUUGCCGAGCUAUUUAAUAUUGGAUGAAGUACAGAAAAAAAUACCUGCUAAAGGAUCAUAUCCUCAUUGGAAGUUUUCUAAACUGAUUUCAUCCUUUGUUGACAGUUUUAGGCCAACUGCUCAAAUGGUUUCAGUUUCUGUUUUUAUGGAAAUUGCUGGAGAUGAUACUGCAUAUGGAAAGUCUAAGCUUCUGCCCGUUGUUGGCCAUUCUGCAACUUUGGGAAAUGUUUGGAAACUAGACCCAGUCACAGCUAAAUCUCCUUUAAGAGGACUUUUGCCAUAUAACAAAGAACUUCUAGAACCCCAAACAUCUCUUUUGAGAUAUGUUUUAGAACAGCCAUACUCCAGAGAUAUGGUAUGCAGUAUGUUAGGGCUUUCUAAACAGCAAAAACAGAGAUGUCCUGUUUUAGAAGAGCAACUAGUGGAGUUAAUUGUUUCUGCAAUGGAAAAGUCUGAAAAUGAAACUGAAGCUAUGGAAGAUGGUGGUCCAACACAAUUAUUAUGGCAACAUCUUUCCAGUCAGUUGAUAUAUUUUGUGCUCUUCCAGUAUGCUAGUUUUCCGCACAUGGUUCUUGCCUUGCAUAGUAAA